Molecule: messenger RNA, 888 nt
Organism: Radiomyces spectabilis
Lineage: Eukaryota; Fungi; Mucoromycota; Mucoromycetes; Mucorales; Radiomycetaceae
Product: heme oxygenase-domain-containing protein
Exons: 6
Coding region: 1-888 (295 amino acids)
Biological process (GO): heme oxidation; heme catabolic process; response to oxidative stress
Molecular function (GO): heme binding; heme oxygenase (decyclizing) activity
Source: RefSeq, a predicted model, not a curated record
AUGAGUCAUUAUACGUUGGUCUCAAAGAAGAGUAUGGCUGCACAGGAUGAUCCUAUCCUUGAAAACCCCGAACUUGCUUCGGCCAUGAGAGAAGGAACCAAGGUGGUUCACCGAGCUGCCGAAAGCAGUGUGUUCACAAAGAAAUUUCUCAAAGGCGACAUUACCAAGGACGAAUAUGGACAGUAUAUUUCUUCACUUUACUUUAUCUACAGCACCAUGGAGCGUUUGUUGCGUAGCCACAAGAAUCAUCCUGUCCUGCAAAACAUUUGUUUUCCUACUGAAUUGGAGCGAGAGCAAGCUUUAUUGAAUGAUCUCGAAUUUUACUACGGCAAGGAGCGUCUCCCUGAAUUAACCUCGCCUCUCUCGAUGACACCGGCUGUGAAGGCUUAUGUGCAGUCAUUGGAAGCUGCCUGCAGUGUCGAUCCGCUCCUUCUCGUCGCUCACAGCUAUUCCCGCUAUUUGGGAGAUUUGAGCGGUGGACAAAUCUUGGCGAGACGUUUGAAGAAACAUGUGCUCAACCUUGAAAAGGAUGAUGCCUCCUGGGAUUCGGAGGAUGGUCUCCAUUUUUACCAGUUCAAUAACAUUGGCAACCAUAAUCAGUUCAAGACAUUGUAUCGCGAAAGGCUCGAUACGCUACAGGUGAAUUCUCGCACCAAAGCAAUGAUUGUUGCCGAAGCUAUUCGUUCUUUUGAACUGAAUAUUGCGGUAUUUGACGAAAUUCAAGCGAUUUCCGAUGCCAAGCAACUCAAGCCAACCAUGAUCACGGACGAUGUCACUAAGCCCACCGUUUCUACAUGGUUGGCAAAUCCACUUUAUGUGGCUUCGGCCGGUAUUGCAGUCGCCUCUGUUGGUCUCAUUGCCUACCAGCGCUAUGUCCGCAACGCUUAA